Salvelinus sp. IW2-2015 is the source of this 2572-nucleotide messenger RNA. RefSeq names its product nucleolar protein dao-5. Lineage: Eukaryota; Metazoa; Chordata; Actinopteri; Salmoniformes; Salmonidae. The record is from RefSeq and is a predicted model, not a curated record.
UAGUCAAUUUUCUUKUUUUACAUUGGCUGAUUGCUCACAACUUCUUGGAAUCCCCUCCCAGUUGGCUACCUUAAAAUGGCGGAAUCCAACAAUGGCAAUGGCUAUGCUAUCUAUGAUGAGUCUAUCUAUCUCUAUGACAACAGGCACAACUGCAAUAUAAAGUCGUUUCCGAAAUGCCACGUAGGUCUACUUAUAUCAGUGCAUUCAACCUAACCAUUUCGAAACUUCUAUUCGAUAAAAUAAGCCUCAGGUAGCAAAUGAGCAAUUACAUUUUUUGUUGACCAAAUUCGACACUCGUUCACCUACAUACAAAAAUUAAUCACUUCGUGGGUUUAUUUCGUGGAAAGAUUUUAGGCGGAGUAAAAUCUCUCGCUUCGCCUUUUCCUCUCUGUUCUAGCGCAGCGCUCGAUGCUUCUAGCAAGUGUAAACAAAAGGAAAUUGACAUCUUGCAGUCUUGCAUAUCUAGGAAAAGGCAAUCGGUGGAUCAAGCUUUUUACUUGUUGAGUAAAUCGCUAGCUACAUUUACAUAGUAGUGUGUUAUUUGAGUAUUCAAUUUUGUGUAUAUCCUCGCGCCUUUUAACUUGAGCUUCAYAUUGAGCAGAAGAAGUGGAAGUCAAAACAUGGUGGAGACACGCACAGUACCGUUAGAGUCCUUGGAUGACAGCUCCGAUGAUGAACCCCUAAUUGCAUUAGUAAAGAAGAAGCCGCAGCACAUUGAACACAAUGGGACUCAGGGUGAAAAAGACCAGAACCGACAACCUGAACCUGAGUCAAAGAAUAGCACUAGAAAAGAUUCUGGGUUGGAUGACACCUCAGAUGAUGAGCCUUUGACGAAGUUGGUGAAUAAACUUCCCAGAGCUAAAAAAUCCACUGUACAAGCAAAGAGGCCAGGGACUACUAAUAUCAAAAGAGGAACAGGUAAUGGCAUCAAGAAGACAAACAACAAAUUCACAGGUUCAACCCAGAAUGAGGACUCCUAUGAUAGCUCAGACGAUGAGCCCUUGAUAAAGAUGGUUAAAAAGAUCCCUAAACAGACAUCAUUGCCAUUCAAAAAGAGACCCUUCAACACAGCCAGAGAGGUGAACGAUGUGAAGAAGCGCAGAAAUAUCUCACAGAACACUAAUAAAAUAAGCACAGACUCAUCAUCAGGUGACAGCUCAGAUGACGUGCCCCUGAUUAAGAUGGUCGACAAACUCAAGACAKAAAUGCGAACAAAGACACCCACCACUACAGCCAGAAAAACACCUGGCAUUAAAAAGCCCAGUAAAGUUUUUAAAAAACACAACAGGAGUAUAGAGACCUCAGAUGACAGCUCUGAUGAUGAGCCAUUAAUAAAUCUGACCAAGAAGUCUCCAGCUAAAGAGACUGAAAGUACAAUACCGAAGAGGUGUGUCGCUAAGGAAUCAAACAGCAACAACUGUAAUAAAAUUAAAGGGAAAAUAAGCAGAGAGGAAGAGGUGAGUUCUGAUGACGAGCCCUUGAUAAAUCUAGUCAAGAAGCCUCUUAAAGCUGUAAAGAAGACCACGACACCGUUAAAGAAGAGAGGCGUAUCAGGAAAGACUGUGGUAGCCAGAAAGAAGACGAGACCAGACAMUGUGAACAAAGCAGUCAUCAGACGGAGCACCAAAGUUGUUCAAAGCACACGUGAAGGGUCUUUGGAUGACAGCUCAGACGAUGGGCCCUUGAGUAAAAAGAUGGUGAGAAAUCCACCAAUGAAGAGCCUAAUGGUUAUUCUGGAGAGAUGUGACACUAAAGAAGUCUUGGAAGAUAACUAUAGAGCCAACGUGGGAAACACCGGUAAAAGAAGUGCAGGGGAUAAGGAGAACUCCGAUGAUGAACUCUUGAUAAAGAUGGUCACGAAUCCCCCUCAUUCUUCACCAGAAACUAUGGCAGAGAAGGAAAAUAAGUCACAAACUGCCCUAACGYUGAACCUUUGAUAAAGAUGGUUGGAAACCCAAAGUCAUGUUCGAGGGAUAUUAUAGAUACUGGAAUAGUGACUUUGUUUUGGGAAAACGUUGAGUAACAAACUUGUCGAGAAGAUGGCACAAUUGUUACUGACACAACAACCCCAUUUUUUUAUUGCAUGAGUUUACAGUGUUAUGGUGAAAAGAAAUAUGUGAAUUGUCAAAAUAUUUUGGUGAUCUGGAAUCACUAUUUUCAUGUUAGAAUUUUUUAGUGUUUUAAAUUUUGUAACUUUUUUUAUAAUUUUUUAAAAUAUUUUUGUUACCACUUGGAUGCUGGUGGUUUCAUGUCUAUAGCAUAUUUAUAACCAUGCAAAAGUUGACUCACUCAAUAGGUCAAAUUUUUUAUUGUUGCCAGUACUGUCUCCAGCAUAAUGGAAUUAUAGAGUACAGUUGUGUGAUCAAAUGCAAUACCUUACUCCUCUCUCUUACUCCUAUUCCUUUUGACUGGAAUGGGCCAUCACUGGAAGCAGUACUAUACAUUGUUUAUGCMCUUGUUUCAGUCCAAGUAUAAGGGCUUGCCAUUCAAUUGUGAGUACAUUUCUUUUGUAUUAUUAUUAUUCAUGAAUUGAUUUGUUUUCAACAAUUUUAUUAAAAGAACAGAAGUUUCC